GGUGAUAAGAGUCGCGUCAGAACUAAGCGAAACCCUUCGAAAUUUCUCUUUUAAAAACCCAUCUCUCUACUCGAUCUCCCUCUCGCCGCUUCUCUCCUGCUUACACAUCCACGCACACAUUGACAUUGCUCUCCUCCCGCGAUUUUGAAACCAUGGCACUACCUAACCAGCAAACCGUCGAUUAUCCUAGCUUCAAGCUCGUCAUUGUUGGUGAUGGAGGCACAGGGAAAACCACCUUCGUCAAGCGACAUCUUACUGGGGAGUUUGAGAAGAAAUAUGAACCUACUAUUGGUGUGGAGGUUCAUCCUUUGGAUUUCUUCACAAACUGUGGCAAGAUCCGAUUCUAUUGCUGGGAUACUGCUGGACAAGAGAAAUUUGGUGGCCUAAGGGAUGGAUACUACAUCCAUGGUCAAUGUGCAGUAAUCAUGUUCGAUGUCACAGCACGGCUCACAUACAAGAACGUUCCGACAUGGCACCGUGAUCUCUGCAGGGUGUGCGAGAACAUCCCGAUUGUUCUUUGCGGGAACAAAGUUGAUGUGAAGAACAGGCAAGUGAAGGCAAAGCAAGUGACAUUCCACAGGAAGAAGAAUCUGCAGUACUAUGAGAUAUCUGCAAAGAGCAACUACAACUUCGAGAAGCCCUUCUUGUACCUUGCUAGGAAACUUGCCGGCGACCAAAACCUUCACUUUGUCGAGUCACCAGCUCUUGCUCCACCAGAGGUUCACAUUGACUUUGCUGAGCAGCAGAAGAACGAGGCUGAUCUCGCUGCAGCUGCAGCUCAGCCACUCCCUGAUGACGAUGAUGACGCAUUCGAGUAAAAAAUCUUCCUGAAAUGUCUCUGCCGUGUGGGAAGCUGUUUGCUAUUCUCUUUCGUUUUGGUUAUUCAGGCUAUGUUGCUUUGAUGUUACAUAUUAAAUGAAUCGGUCUUUUUAGAAUGAAAUUGGGGAAACAUUGGGAUUGUUCCGUUUUGGAAUAGAGCGAGUUGUUUUUGGACCCAAAGAAAAUUUGCAGCUAAGUUUUUAUUUUACU
Eutrema salsugineum is the source of this 1029-nucleotide messenger RNA. RefSeq names its product GTP-binding nuclear protein Ran-2. Gene Ontology annotation, molecular function: GTP binding; GTPase activity. Gene Ontology annotation, biological process: protein import into nucleus; ribosomal subunit export from nucleus. The record is from RefSeq and is a predicted model, not a curated record. The transcript has 5 exons. The coding region runs from base 153 to 818 and encodes 221 amino acids. Gene Ontology annotation, cellular component: cytoplasm; nucleus. Lineage: Eukaryota; Viridiplantae; Streptophyta; Magnoliopsida; Brassicales; Brassicaceae.